Molecule: messenger RNA, 1655 nt
Organism: Gadus chalcogrammus (walleye pollock)
Lineage: Eukaryota; Metazoa; Chordata; Actinopteri; Gadiformes; Gadidae
Product: tyrosinase-like
Exons: 5
Coding region: 1-1626 (541 amino acids)
Biological process (GO): pigmentation; melanin biosynthetic process
Molecular function (GO): tyrosinase activity
Source: RefSeq, a predicted model, not a curated record
AUGUGGUCUCUAUUCCUCAUCAUCGCAACUUUCGUGGUGUGUUUUGCGCCGUCAUUUCAACAGUUCCCCCGGCGCUGCGCCACCCGGGAGGCUCUGCUCUCCAAGGAAUGUUGUCCGUCCUGGGAUGGGGACGGCUCGGCCUGCGGGGCCAGCUCCGGCCGGGGCUUCUGCCAGGACGUCCAGGCACCGACGCAGCCCGACGGGCCACAGUACCCGUUCUCCGGGGUGGACGACCGAGAGAAGUGGCCUCUGGUCUUUUAUAACCGGACGUGUCAGUGUGCCGGUAACUACAUGGGGUCUAAUUGCGGCGACUGCAAAUUUGGGUUUUAUGGAGCCAACUGCAACGAGAGAAGAGAAUCCGUCCGGAGAAACGUCUUUCAUCUCUCACGGGCCGAGAUGAGUCAAUACAUAUCCUACCUGAACCUGGCCAAAAACACGAUGAGCACAGACUAUGUGGUAGUCACGGGGACCUACGAGGAGAUGGAGAACGGGUCCAAUCCCAGGUUUGCCAACGUCUCCGUGUAUGACGUGUAUGUGUGGAUGCACUAUUAUGUGUCCAGGGACGCACUUUUGGGCGGGCCGGGUAACGUUUGGACCGAUGUGGACUUCGCCCACUGGGCCCCCGGGUUCCUCCCGUGGCACCGUCUCUACCUGCUCCACUGGGAGAACGACAUUCGGAAGCUGACCGGGGACAUGAGCUUCGUCAUGCCCUACUGGGACUGGCGGGACGCCGGGGACUGUGACGUCUGCACGGACGAGCUGAUGGGGGCCCGCAGCCCGGGGGACCCCAACCUGCUCAGUCCGGGGUCUGUCUUCUCCUCUUGGAAGGUGAUAUGUUCCCAGCCAGGCGCCUACAACGAGAGGGGCGUGCUGUGCGACGCCAGCCAGGAGGGCCCGCUGCGGAGGAACCCCGGCAACCACAACCGGAACCUGGUGCCGCGGCUACCGAGCUCCGCGGAGGUGGCGUUCACCCUGGGCCUGCGGGACUACGACACGGGACCCAUGGACCGCACGGCCAACAUGAGCUUCAGGAACACAAUGGAGGGUUUCGGAGAUCCGUCAACCGGACGCGGAAGCAGUACUCGUAUGGGCAUGCACGCCGCCAUCCACGUCUUCAUGAACGGGACCAUGUCCUCCGUGCAGGGUUCCGCCAACGACCCCAUCUUCCUUCUGCACCACGCCUACAUCGACAGCCUGUAUGAGCAGUGGCUGCGGGUAAACCAGCCGUCUCCAUCGGAGUACCCGGACUCUGGCGCCCCCAUAGGACACAACGGGGACUACAACAUGGUGCCCUUCCUGCCCCUUUACAAGAACAGAGAAUUCUUCCUCUCCAGCAAGGAGCUGGGAUAUGAAUAUUCAUCCCUGCAGGAUUCCAAUACACUGCUAGUUGAAUCCAUGAAUCCCCACAUGGAGAACCUGCUGCAAGUGUGGCCCUGGCUGCUGUUUGUGGGGCUCCUAGGGGCCGCCGUGGCCGUCCUGAUGACCGUGGGCGUCAAUGCAAUGAGGCGCUACUACCAGGCCCCGGGGAAAGGGAGGAGCCCCUUCCCAGAGAGAGAGCCUCUGAUCCCAGCCUACAGCAUGGAGGAAGAGGCGGCCGUCCAUAAGAGCUACCAGACCGCUAUGUGAAGGUCUACGGUAUCUUCAAGACCGAUCUA